Molecule: messenger RNA, 858 nt
Organism: Rotaria sordida
Lineage: Eukaryota; Metazoa; Rotifera; Eurotatoria; Philodinida; Philodinidae
Source: the annotation of a GenBank genome assembly
AUGGAACAAUUAUCAUCAGUAUCAACAGCUCAAACAAAUCAAACGAAAAAAACUAUUCAAAUAUGGCCAUUUCCAGUUCGUCUUAUAUGUGAAAUAUUUAUUCUCAUUUUAUUCUUUAUUACUUUAAUUAUUUUUGUAUUAAAAUGGCCUGAUAUUGAAAAUAAAAUUCAUACAGCAAUUCUUGCAAAAACACGUUUAGCUCCAAUGUCUGAAGCAAAUACAAGUUGGAUGAAUCCACCUGCAACAACUAUACGUAAUUAUCGUUUAUUUAAUAUAACAAAUUAUAUGGAUAUAAUGACAGAUAUGAAUAAUCCAUUAAUGGAAUUUCAAGAGACAGAACCAUUUCCAUAUAAAGUUGUUGUUAAAAAGAAUAAUGUACAAUGGUUAAAUAAUAAUACUCAAAUUCAUUAUUCUGUUGAACGUUUAUUUACACGACAUGGUGAAUAUAAACAAAUAUUAAUUGAUCAAGAAGGUGCUUUUAUUGAUAUACUUCGUGUUAUGUUUCGAACAAAAUUUAGUCGUGUUGCUGAUCCUGUUUUUUAUAUCCUUGGUGGAAAUAAUGCAUUUAAUUAUUCAAAAGCUAUUGAUAAAUUAGAAGGUUAUAUAUCACCAUUAUUUGCAGCUAUUUCAUCACGAAUGCAAGGACCAAAUAGAGAUAAAUAUGGAUUUAUUUAUCGAGUAAGAUAAAUACAAUAAUAUUUACAGUACCCAUCAUAAGUGGACACGAUUGAGAAAAUGAGAAAGACAAAGGAAUUAUUUUAUUAUAUCGUAUUUACAAAAUCUAUAUCAUAUGUACAUCAUUCUAAUAAUUAAUAUAAUCGCCUUUUCUUUCAAUUAAUAAUUGUACUCUUUUUUUUU